AAUACAGCCAGCGAGAUAGAUUACUGUCAGCGCAUUUAGUGGCAGUACUUUGGUUUCGAAAGAAAACAACAGAUGUUGUGCAAGCAAACUUAAAGAGAAGAUCACUAGUUGAACAAAUUUGGUUGAUAUUCUCUAUUUGUUUUAAGUUAACUAAUUGUAGUUUAAGAGUGGCUUUAAACUUUUUGAACAAUCGCUAUAGAAGAUCUACGUGAAUCUACGCUGGGAAGACGUGGAGCAGUGAAGUCAGCAUACAUUAGGGCAUAGUACUUUGAUGACACCUGCCUGAGAGAGAUGUCCGUUCGCAAUCCCACUACGCUAAUGUCCAUCACCAAUGAAGAAAGUUUCGAUUUCCUGUUCAAAAUCGUUCUAAUUGGAGACUGUGGAACUGGCAAAACAUGCAUAGUGCAGCGCUUCAAAUCCGGAAAUUUCAUCGAAAGCCAUGGAAAUACGAUCGGAGUGGAUUUUUCGAUGAAAGCAGUCACAGUGGAUGGGAAAAAAGUUAAGCUACAAAUCUGGGACACCGCCGGACAGGAACGUUUUAGAACAAUCACACAGAGCUAUUACAGAUCUGCAAAUGGUGUCAUCAUAGUGUACGACAUUACAAAACGGUCCUCCUUUUUGAACCUGCAACGAUGGAUCGACGAGGUACGCCGAUAUACCGCUUCCAAUGUGAUGAUUUUCGUCAUCGGCAAUAAGUGUGAUCUUGACGCCAUACGAGAGGUCGAGUUUGCAGAAGCACAAACCAUGUGCCAAUACAUCCCGGAGAUUAUGUUUGUGAUGGAAACGUCAGCCAAGGAUAACAGGAAUAUUGAGGAUGCUUUUAUGACUCUUGCCACAGAGUUGAAGAGGAGACAUGAUAACAUAAGCGCGGACGAUACAACUGAUGGCAUAACGCUCGGCCAAAGCAUGUCGCUUUCUGUUAGUAAUUGUGGUUUAUGCAGUAAAACGUGAAUGAAGGUGGUAUAUAUAGUUGUUGAAUCUCUCCGUGCUUGGGAUGUAGUUUAGUAUCAGACGUAACUGUAUAUAGUAUAAUUAUAUUUUUUAAAUAAUUCAAAAGAUGUAAGUUAGUAUACAAUAGUUAUGAGAGACGUGUUAGAUUUUAUAAAUGGAAUAACAAAAACGUAUGACUCGCACUAUCGUUAUGGCAGAAAAGAAUUGAGCAGUGUGUAAAACUUUGGUAACUAAUCCAAAUAUUAAAAUUUUGCUGCUUAACUCAAGUUGUUUAACGAACAAAAGUUUUUCAAAUGAAUGAUGAAACAAUUAGGAAUUGAAAUUUGAAUUGAAUUGCUUUUUAUUGAAAGGAUUUUCUGCCGUAGGCAGGUUCAUCCCCAAAGAAAGAAUUAGGCAGCGUCCAUUUAUUACGUAACGCUAAACUAGGAAAUUUGUGACCCUCCCCCCUCCGUAAUGCUUUUUUUUUAUGAAAAAUUUCAAAUUUUUGUAUGACCCGUAACGCUUGAGCCUACUUCUCUCUCCACCUAGAGCGUUACGUAAUUUGUGGAUGGCGCCUUAGGAAGAAAUCCUGUGUCCUACUUUGAAUUAUUCUAAAAUUUUGUUUCUGCACAACAAAUGGAACGCUUAAACAUGUAAUGUUGUGCAUCACUUAAAAAAAUACGAAUUUAUACAUAAAAUUGUUGUUACAGAAAUCAGAAACACUUAUGUUGAGAUCGCAUUCAAAGUGGAAUGUAUGAAAAAAUGUAGGUGUGUGAUGCUAUUCUGCAGUAGGGUCAGGCGGGGCAAGAUGAGCACCCUAAGGAUAAGCGUGAUUUAAGCCUACUUAAACGUUCUUAUUUUGGUAAAAUUGGUAACCAUCCUUAUCUUACACAUUAUUACUUUGACCUCCAACCAUUAAAAGUUUUAAAAAGUGAUAAAUAGUUUUCCAAAUAACACGUUAAAAAUAGCUUUUUUAUCAUCGGUCAAAAAAACUGCGGGGCAAGAUGGGCACCCUUAUAAAAAGAUGCAAUUUACUAAAAAAAACUAUUAUUUUUCAAUGCUUGCAAUAUCCCAAAAUAUUAUCUUUAAUAUCUGAUAAUAUUUAUCUUCAACUAGCUUAGUUUUUUAAAACUUUUAUCAGAAAACAAAUAACUUUUAUUAAAUUGCUAAGAUUUUACUUAAAAAAAACGAUUAAAUCUGUUGUUUGUUUAUAUAUAUUUUUAGAAAAAUUGUUUUGUGCAAAGAAGAUACUGUAAGUCAAGCCCACAGCUAAAUGUGGUUCUAUAAUUUCACACUUUUACUUAAUUUUGAACAUGAUGCUCAUCUUGCCCCAUGGGUUUAAAUUUAUUAAUAUAAUCAAAACAAUUGAAAUAUUUUUUAAAUUUGAUAAAAGUUUUACUCCUGAUCAUCUACAGAAGAUUAUUCUAUAACUAUACGGCCAAAAACGUAUGACUUAAUUUGUUUACGCAAUAAAAAUAUCACUUUUAAAUGAACAAAUCUUAUAUGAAAAGGUAAAUUUUUGGACUUCUAUGUAUUUUUGACAAUAUUUAUGUUGUGCUGUUGAUUUUUAGCUGAAAUUUAUGGCCAUCAUAUCAAUUUAAUGAUAUUCAUCAGAACCCCAAAUAAUUUAUUGAAAAAAAUCGGUAGGAACGACACAAACUAGGGGUGCCCAUCUUGCCCCGGGUGCUCAUCUUGCCCCACAUUCCCCUACUUUGCUCGGCUGCAUUAUAUUGAAAAUGUCUGUUUUUUGGCGUUUCUUAUUUAAAAGUAUGUGUCAAUUUCGUUUUCGGAGAUAUUCUGAUGCUCUUUGAGUUGUAGCUUAUUUGUUUGAGGAACUAAAGUAUGGGUAAUACAGUGUCAGGCAAAUAAAAAAAAUAUGAUUUUUAACAUUCAUCAUGAAGGUAAAGUAGCCCGUCAUUCGUUUUGGCAUCAAUGAUGACUUUGCUGCGUGCACUUUCAAAGUGAUAAAUCUAAUUCUUUAUAGUUUAUAUUGACUUGAAAAAGUAUCACUUUACGCGCCAACAUACAUAAAGUUGUAUGCUGAUACUUUUUCAGAUGUGUCAGUGCAAAACCAACAAAUUUUCUUUGAUUCGAAAUCGUGAGAUGAAUUAGUAACAAACAUCAACGGUGUGUACAAAUUUCAAUGACCCCUACUUCUCCUUAAAAAUCUUUGCAAUAAUAUGCUUAAUUUUUCAUAACAAACUCUCAUUAAUGUGUUGUUACAAAAAGAUAGUAAGCAUACAUAAGAAAAAAUCGGAAACCUAAGAUAUUUCAGGCUCAGGCAUUUUCAUGUUUGGUGAUUUGCUUUUCAAAUUAUCUUUUACUGAGAGUCUGUAGCAAAAAAACGAAUCAAUUUGAUAUAACCUCAUUAAUUUAAUCAGAAUUUAUUUUUUCGAUGUUAUUCUGGCCGUGCAUAGUAUCUGACAUUGAAUAGCUCAUAUUCUAUUUUUGAAAAAUUGAUUAUUCAUAAAAUGAUAGCCAAAGAAUUUUUAAUGGGGAGUUUAAAUCCCCCGAGGAACAUUUGGAAUAUUUAACAAUCAAAAUCGACACAGAUUCUAAAAAUGGAAGAGUUAUUGAGCCUCUCCUUAGACUUGACGAGUUCCACUCAAACUUGCACAUUAGCCUCUUAUGAUGAAAUGUUGGGAGUGCAACUGAAGAUUUUCGUAUCCAAAAUUAUGUGCCACAUUAAUACUACAUCUUGCCUGUUGGUUUGUGCGGGCAAGUUGGUACAUUUUGAGCGUUUGACUACAUCAUAACAAGAAUUAAUGUUCGGCCCAAGUUAAAUUAUUAAAGUUCCUGUAAUCAGUGGGACACAAUCUAGAAAUGUCCCACUCGUGUUCUUAUUCCGGUUCUCAUCCACUAAAUGCAUCAUCUAAAUGCAAUGUACUUUUUUCCGGCUUCCAUUGAAAAAUAGUGCAGCGUUUGUAUUUCCUUGCUGCUUACAUAUUUUAUAAUAUUUUAUGCCAUAUUACUAAAGCUUGGAAAAUUUGAAAAGUGCUGAAUAUAUUCUCUGGAACAGCUGCGAACCAUUUGAAAUUGAUGACUGAAAUAAGUUUCUCAGAAAUAUUUGUAAUUUUCAUGUACUCACAGCCAAUGAGGGUAAACAUCAAAAUUAAAAUAAUAAAUUUAGAAACAGAAACCAUCCUUGUUGAAUGACAGUGAUUAUGUAUAUCGAUUAUUUUUAACGAGAGACAGUGAUUAUAUUGAUAUUAUUUUUAUUGAAUUGGACGCAAUCAUUUUCUAAUUUAUUUUGCUUCAAAUGUAAAUAAAACCAAUUAAAAUAAACAUCUCAGUUUUUUUUUCCAUC
Aedes aegypti (yellow fever mosquito) is the source of this 4237-nucleotide messenger RNA. It is a transcript of the gene Rab19, whose product is annotated as ras-related protein Rab-43. The coding region runs from base 292 to 951 and encodes 219 amino acids. Gene Ontology annotation, cellular component: trans-Golgi network. The transcript has 4 exons. NCBI's taxonomy places the organism in Eukaryota, Metazoa, Arthropoda, Insecta, Diptera, Culicidae. The record is from RefSeq and is a predicted model, not a curated record. Gene Ontology annotation, molecular function: GTP binding; GTPase activity.